Messenger RNA from Chiroxiphia lanceolata (lance-tailed manakin), 6428 nucleotides. It is a transcript of the gene ZC2HC1A, whose product is annotated as zinc finger C2HC-type containing 1A. Lineage: Eukaryota; Metazoa; Chordata; Aves; Passeriformes; Pipridae. The coding region runs from base 118 to 1233 and encodes 371 amino acids. The transcript is spliced from 10 exons. The record is from RefSeq and is a predicted model, not a curated record.
CAAUGAGAGCGGCGGUUGUUGCAGGGCCGGGAGGCGGCGUUGCCACAGCAGCGGCGGUCGGAGCGGAGCUGGAGCCGCAGCCCGAGCCCGAGCCCGAGCCGGCGGUCGGGGCGCGCCAUGGAGGGGCUGGAAGGUGAGGUUGCAGCGCAAACUGGAGAUCUGUUGCCAUGUAAGAUUUGUGGAAGGACUUUCUUUCCAGCAGCACUGAAAAAGCAUGGACCCAUUUGCCAAAAAACUUCUGCCAAGAAAAGGAAGACAUUCGAUUCCAGCCGACAGAGAGCAGAAGGAACUGACAUUCCCACAGUAAAACCUCUUAAGCCACGGCCAGAACCACCCAAAAAACCUUCCAACUGGCGACGAAAGCAUGAAGAAUUUAUAGCAACUAUACGAGCAGCCAAAGGACUUAAUCUUAAAGACGGUGGAAAACUCCCUCCACCACCUCCGCCAUCAUAUGACCCUGAUUACAUUCAGUGUCCAUAUUGUCAGAGGAGAUUUAAUGAAAAUGCAGCGGACAGACACAUCAAUUUCUGUAAGGAGCAAGCUGCACGUAUUACUAAUAAGGGGAAAUUGGCAGCUGAUACCAAAGGGAAGCUUCCUACUCGAACACAGUACAAACCUGCUGCUGUUAAGAAGAUGCCUUCUGUAGGAUCAACACCAUCACCAUCGUCGCGCUUACCACAGCCGAGUGGAAUUAGCAAAACUGUUGUAGGUGCCUCUUCAAGUAAAGCACUGCCUUCAUCUGGAUCCACUGGAAGUAAAAUUCAGACGUUAUCACCAGCUCAUAAAAACUCACUGGGAGUGGUGAACCCACAGGCAGGUAAGAUGGACAAGUUAGGCCCAGCACUGCACACUGGAAGAAAUGUACAAAGGUUUUAUGACACUGAUACAAAACCAGACAGUAACAACAAAAGAUCAAAUGAGUUCUUGUCUAUAAAGAAAGGCGCAGCAAAAGCCCGGACAUCAACCCCUCCUAGUGUGGCAAGAACCAUGAGCACGGGUGCUUUAGCAAACAAAAGAAAAACUAGCAAUUCAGACACUUACUCAAGGUCUGACGGUAAAAUUGGAUGUGACAGUGGAGACUGUGCAUCCUCAGUCAAUGGAGGAAGUUCAAAAAGCAGCGAAAGAAUUUCACCUGUACACUUAUCAAAGUUCUGCCAUGAAUGUGGAACAAGGUAUCCAGUGGAGUGGGCAAAGUUUUGCUGUGAGUGUGGAAUUCGAAGAAUGGUUGUGUGAACAUAUCCUUAAAAGCAAAAAGAAAAUGAGAAAUUGGAAGCAUCUGCUAUGUACUGUUGCAUGGAAAGCUAGAGCACUCCAGCCAGUUUGACUUCAUGCUGCAAACAUGUCUAAACAUCAUUUUGUAAUUUUCUGAGUGCAAUCUUCUGGUUACACAGUUAUUUAUAAAUGAAUAUAUAUACUGUAUAUAAAAAUAGUAGCUACUAAGACUGUGCCAUUCAAGGAAAUACUCUGUACUCUCUGUUGGAAAUCUUUAAAAUUAAGGUAAAGAAGUGUUAAGUAAUCUAGGUAGCAGAAGUGGUUCAAUGUUAUUUUUUUUUUUUUGUAAAGCCAACUAGACAAAGGAUUUUUUUAAAUCACAUAUGCAGGGUAAUACUUACCCAUAGGGAACUAGCCAUGAAGAACUUGGGCUUCAGAAGUUUCUCUGUGGAGGUAUUUCCUUCAUCUGUGACAGUAACUUAGAUGCUGUGUUCUAAGUGAAAACAACAUGAGCAACUCCUUAUAAAUUCCAAGUUAAUAGUGUAAAAAGUCUGGAUCUUUAAACUAUCUAACAGUAAUAUCCUAAUUGGACUUUCCAGUUACUUCCUAGGACUUUUUAAAGAAUCAAAGUGAAAAGACUACCUGAGAAUUUUCUUUGCAUGUAAGAAGACAGGCAAGAUUUGGCUUUUCAUGUUCUGUUUUUCAAGAAGAACAUGUUAAUAUUUUUAUCUAUUUAUAAGGGCAAAUAUCUUCAUUUUAUUAAGUUCCUUUUGUUCAGAAAUACUUGUCUUCCUCCUCCUGUGCUCCACCAUGACUAGCCUAUGUAAAAGUGUCGUGCUUCAUGUCUUUGUCUUGUUUCCAGAGGUCCUGCUCAUUUUUUUCUCUUCCCUCAUUUCCUGAAGGAAAGAUGAGGUCUAUGUUUAUCCUACCUAAAUGUUGAACUGUUAUUUUGAAAACAGCCUUCUUGAUGUAUCCAAUACCAAAAAAAAUAGUUCCAUAAAAAUGUAUGUUAUUAUAGCAGUAAAACUUGAUGUAAAUAGUGACUAUUUUUAUUCUUAUUCCUGUGAAAAUAACACAGCUUACGUAUGAGUGCAUAGUGGAGUAGCUGUGCUUCAUAGCUUUAUGUGUCAAUACCUGACAUGGGUUUUACUGCAAUUUUGUGUAUUCUUGGGCUCUGAACAGCAGCCUCUUGAAAUUAGUAACAGACUUCACAUUAAUUCUUGUGGAAGAAGGGUCAGACCUUGAAAGUUGUUGGGUUCACAAGCUGAAUCAUUUAUUUUGUAUCUUAAUGUAGUAAUUUGUUUUGUGAAGUUUUGCUUUGAAGUACUUGCACCGUCUUCAUAAUGCGUAAAAGAACAAUCUGAAACAACUCAACUGUGCCUUUCCUGCAGUAAAUACACUCUUUUUGUUAGAAAUGAAUACUUUCAGCUCACAAACACCAUUAACAUCAAUUCAUGUAAUUUCUUUGUAGCUUACGAAAAAUAGAAUGUAGUGUUCCAUGAUAGUAUUAUGGUCAUUGUUUGCAUUCUCAAAAACUGUGAUUGUUAUCAAUGGGGCCAAUUUAGAAGAAAACAUUAUUGAAGAAAAAUAUCUUCAAAGCACAUACCAGUCUUGGAGGAUGAGAGAUUUAAGAAUCUUGACGUAGUCACAUUGCAGGCCGCAAACUAUCGAUAUUUUAGAAUUUUAGUUCAAUGAUUGUCUUACACUUUUUAUACAAAAUUAUUUUUAGAAAUUAUCCUUAAUUCAGUGUAAUGUUAUAAUUGGUGUAAGAUGGCUGUUGAGCAUGGUAGGAUGGAUGACUUGUAAUGAUAGUUAGAACUGACUAGGCCAGUUUAUUUUCUAAGUAGUUUAGAUUCUGGGAUCUCUAUUAUGACAUAUUCAUAUCUGGACUUGGAAGAACUGGAAUUCUGCAUUCCUUUGCAUAGAUAAGCCUGCUUUGGAAAAGUUGUCCUGGACUUGGGCCAUAGAGAUCUGCAGACUGAACUAUUGCAAGCCGAGAGUCCAUCAGCAAAGAUACCAGUACAGAAUAGAUUUGAUCAUUUAGGGAAUCUACUCUGACUUGGUGAAUUUUCAGUUGAUUCCACUGGAAAAUGCGUUUUACCACUUUCUACAAAGGGAAUGUUUAAUACGGCACUAAUGCCUUUCAGCUUUUCUAGGAGUAAUAUGACUGUAGAAAAAACAAAUUGUUUCUCUUUUGAAUUGUAGGUGGCAGGUUUCCUAGUUUCAAAUCAAUCCCCAUACAGUUACUGUGUUUUUUGCCUUUUGAGUUGUUUGUGUAAUUCUUUGCUUUCAGUGCAGCAUUUAGUAAAUUACUGGAGUAGCACAUCAUUUACUUCAUUUACACUUCUAUGAUUUAUCACAAGGACUGCACAGGAGAUUAACUUAAACUGAAAAAAAGAUUUUUAAAACUGAUAGUUUAAUUUGGCCUUAAAAAGAAGGUCUGUGAAGCAUAAUUGACUGUUCAUAGUAACAUUGGAUAAUGUGUGUGUGUGUGUUUGAAUCUACAGUAAAUAUAAGCAGACAAUGAAAUUAUAUUUGACUGUGCAGUUGGCUGUUGUAUAGUGAGACUAUCAGAGGCCCAGUAUGUUUCCUGUUUAUCAAGUGGUUUUGUUACUGAACGACAUAGAUAUCUGAAGUCACUGAUGUUACAGACCCUAGCGUGUAUCAGCACAGAUUAUUGUAAUUCCAUCUCGGUGAAAUGUUUGUAGAAAACAGCAGAUUUGUUUUCAUAAUGCCCCUGCAGAAGUGAGUGUGGGAAACAAAUUUGUUAUAUUUAAAGAAAAAGAAAUUUUAAGGGAGUUGGACUUUGAAUUUUGAAUCUUUAGUGUAUUACACAUGUCAAGAGUUCCCAAAUUUAAUUUAUUAGUGAUCUAAGUCCAAAUCCUCUUGCCCUAGUUUUUCCCACACCUUUAUGCCUUGGUUUUCAUGGGAGGAAAAAAUGUGAACUAUGCACUGUCUAUUUUGUAGUGAAAUUUAUUGAUGUGAUUCUUUUAAUGAUUCCUAUACCAUUGUCUGACCCUAUGACAGACUUUUCUUUUACUGUCUGCCAUUAUAUCUUCCUAAUGUGCUUACUAAGGUUCUUCCAUUCAUUGAAGGAAAAAAAAAGGUAAAAUUCCAUUUAAAGAAAUGAGGAAAAGGCUGGUUUUGAGGUCUGGCCUGAAGGAGUUUGCAUUCUCAUUGUACUUUUGUGAUUAUCUCUUAUACAAGGGACCUCUCUGUGCCAGGAGUGCAGGAUCAUUGGAACUAUGCUUAUAGAAGUGCAAUGGAGUUAUGAAAAAUACUAGCUUCAGUAGUAAAAACAGCAUAAGACUUAAUCUCUAUAUGAUGUGUCCUACACAGGUUUAUAUUUAGGCAUGAUACUCACACCCUAGGUAGUUUCAGAACUGGAAUCCCUAAAUAUACAGCAAUUAAAGUAUGUGUUUAUAUGGAUGAUUAUACCAUCAGUCUCACACAGCAAUGCAGGGAAGUGGGCACAGGGAGGUGCUUCACUGCCAUUUCAGGAUGUAACUAUGAAAUGAACAUUUAGGCAGAAUUUUUCAGAUUCGCCGAAGAGACUCGAGGAGCCCUUGAACUCCCCAGGAGUCCUUCAACUCCCCGGAGCGAAUGGGAAAGCUCCACCCGAGGGUUCCCCAGAUGGGAGGGUAGUGCGGUGGGGGAAGCUCUCCGUGAUGCUCCAGCGUGGAGCCUCUCUCGCAGUGCCAGAGCAGCAGCUGCUCGAGUGCAGACACUCAUCCUGCAGGUUUUCAGGAUGGUAACUCCAAAUUUUAAGACCUGAUGCAGUUUUUGUGUCAUGGAGAUUCUCUGUCAUCUGCGAGAGACUACAAGCUCCGAGUUCACCGCCACAGCUGAGAGUGUGUGCAAAGAGAGCGGUUUCGUGAUGCGUGCUUACCAAAUCAGUGGAAGGAAGAAUGACGGCAGUAUUUAAAUGCUAAUAAACAAGGUAUGUGUCAGUGCACACUAAUGUAGGCUAUGUAAUUAGUCUACAUAUAAAAUUAAGUGUAUUGCAAAGCUCACAAAAAGUGCUGGUUUCCAUCACAUAGACUUUGUAUAUGGGCAGAGAACAAAUCCGUUACGAGUGUUUUUUAAUCUUGGCUGACAAAUUUGUGAUUUGUAAGAGCACUUUUUGCAACUUUAAUUCUAUCCAGUUUGACUAAGCUAUGAAUAAUUAUAUGGGUUGUAUGACAGGGUAGAAUUUUUAUCUUUGGUAAAAUUGGUUUUAGUGACUCUGGUGAAAAUAGUUUUUAUUGCCUUUGAAGUACAGCUUAUUCCAACUUGUGAUCAUUUUGCUGCUGGUUGGUUUGGUUGGGGCUUUUUUCCAACUUGCUGACUAAGAUUUGAGUGACCUAAUUGUGUUGUUGGAAGAAGUGCUAGGUAAAAGACUCUGUUAACUGUAUUCAAUAGUUACUUGGUUGAUAUGUUCUUUGAAGUAUUCACAGUAUAAGAGAUUACUCUUGCACGUUAGUUCGUUUUUUGUUUUGUUUUGGGUUUGGUUUUUUGGUGUUAUGUCAUUCCAGAAUGCACAUUUCUGGAGGAUCCUAUUUAGGCCCAUUCCACUUCAUCUUGCCAGAAAACAGCUUAUUCAAACUUCCUCUUAAUUAGUGCUUUUUCUUCACAAAAAUAAUCAGUAGGGAAAUCACAUUUCCCCAAUUUGAACAUAAUACUUUGAGUCAGCAAAUCAAAUAUUCAGUUUAAUAUAGCUGAAUAUUGAACCGAAGUUCUAAAUAGGAGUGCAUGGUUUACCAUAGUUCUUUGUUUCUGUUUGGCUUUCUGGCAGAACCAUGAAUGAAUUUGGGUGGGAUUUGUAGAGUGCUGAGUAUGCCAGGACUGUUACAACACCUACUUUAUAUGAUUGCUUUAAUUCUUGGUGUUCAUCCCUUAUAUGACACUUAAUAUGUUUAUCUUUGUAAGUUUAUUUAUUGAUGUUCCAUGUUUUUAAACAAUGUGUUCAUUCAUGUUUGAGGUGAUUAAUUUUGUCAGCAUUGCAUUUAUUAUGUUUGCCUUACCCCUCAGUGCAUUAAAUAUUUGUGUAUGCAACCGUCCGGGGGGGGUUUUUUGCCAGAAUUCCUGGGUUUGUUUGCAUUUUAUUCAGUACAUUUUGUUUAUUUUAAAGUGUCAGUUCUGUUUUAAUUAAUAAAUGUAAGUCAGCACCUAAUGCUAAUUUACCACUUGUUAACAAUAAAGCAAAUAUGCUAAUAAAACCUUUUGUGAUGCACAAA